GAAAGAAACUCCACUCCAAAUGAUUAUUCCGGCGCAGCCACGUAGUGCACGAGCCGACUCCAGUGCACGCUCAACCAAACCGCUUUUCACAUCAAAGCGCAAAUGAUCGCACGAGCAACACCUUUCCGUUACUAAAGGAAAAGGUCGCGGGUGUAUUGUUUAUUUCUUGUUCUUUUACAGGAAGCGGCGAUGCAGCAGGAGGAUGCGGGGCCGCGCGCUGGCGCAGAGGACUCUCCUGCCCCGGACACCGCGGGCAAACAAGCCGUCUCCGUGCUGCUCUCUUUCGGGAAGUGCCUCGGAGCACUGCUGCCGGUCUACCUGGCUGGAUAUUUCGGCUUCAGCCUCACGUUGGUCCUGCUCGGCCUCGCUGUGUUCAUGGGAUGGCAGCAGCACCGUGAUAGGAAGCUUCACCGCCUGCACGGCGCCAUGUAUUUUCAGGAGAAUGAGCAAGAUUUCACCACAACACGGGUGUUCAAGACCAAACGGGAAUUACCGUCAUGGGUGAGUUUCCCAGAUGUGGAGAAAGUUGACUGGCUUAAUAAGAUCCUGAAGCAAGCCUGGCCUUUUGUGGGCCAAUAUUUAGAGAAGCUUCUGGUGGAGUCGAUUGCACCCUCGAUCAGAUCCUCCAACGCUCAUCUUCAAACGUUUAGCUUCACCAAAGUCGACCUGGGUGACAAGCCUUUGAAGGUGGUUGGAGUGAAGGCCCACACUGAGCACGAUAGACGUCAGGUGUUGCUGGACCUGUAUAUCAGCUAUGCUGGCAACGUGGAGAUCAAUGGCGAGGUGAAGAAGUACUUCUGCAAAGCUGGAGUGAAAGGAAUUCAGCUGCAUGGAAAGCUGAGGGUGAUCCUGGAGCCGUUGAUUGGAGAUGUUCCUCUUGUUGGAGCCGUCACAAUGUUCUUCAUCCGGAGGCCUAUGCUGGAUAUCAACUGGACAGGACUCACCAACUUAUUGGACAUUCCAGGUCUGAAUGCCAUGUCGGACACUAUGGUAAUGGACGCUAUCGCCUCUUUCCUGGUGCUCCCCAACCGCCUCACUGUCCCUUUGGUGGCUGAUUUGCACUUAGCGCAGCUCCGCUCCCCUCUACCACGGGGCAUUGUGCGGAUCCACUUGGUGGAAGCCGAGAACCUGGCCGCCAAGGACAACUUCAUGAAGGGCGUGAUCGCCGGCAAGUCGGACCCGUAUGCCGUGCUGAGGGUUGGCACGCAGACGUUCACGUCACGCCACGUGGACAACAACCUCAACCCGCAGUGGAGGGAGAUGUAUGAGGUGAUAGUUCAUGAGGUCCCUGGCCAGGAACUGGAAGUGGAGAUAUUUGAUAAAGACCCUGAUCAGGAUGAUUUCCUAGGGAGGAUCAAGAUGGACUUGGGUAUUGUGAAGAAAGCACGAGUUUUGGAUGAGUGGUUCACUCUGAACGAUACACCAACUGGAAAGGUCCAUCUCAAGCUUGAGUGGCUUUCACUGCUGCCCUCUGCAGAGCGUCUUACUGAGGUCCUCCAGAAGAACCAAAACAUCACCACCUUCGGUAAGACUGAUCCUCCCUCUGCAGCCAUCUUGACCGUGUACCUGGAUCGGGCCCAGGAUCUUCCUAUGAAGAAAGGCAAUAAGGAUCCUAGUCCUUUGGUGCAGCUUUCUGUGCAGGAUACCACCAAAGAGAGCAGGACUUCUUAUGGUACCAGCAACCCAGUGUGGGAGGAAGCCUUUACCUUUUUCAUCCACGACCCUCGCAAACAAGACCUUGACAUUCAGGUGAAAGAUGAUGACAGGUCUGUGUCUCUGGGCAAUCUGUCCAUCCCUCUGUCUCGCCUGCUUUCUGUUGCCGAACUCAGCAUGGACCAGUGGUUCCAGCUGGAGUAUGCGGGCCCUGCGAGUCGCAUCUAUCUGAAAGUCAUACUGAGGGUACUUUGGCUUAAUGAAGAGGCCAUUCCCACCUCACCUGUGUCCCCAGUUCCCUCUGAUCCAUUCUUUGGAGGAGGUGAGGAAGGUAUCAUCUCAGACGUGACCUCAGGAGGGUCCAAGAAUUUACAGACGCGUCCACAGCACACCAGCCCAGAUGCCAGUUUUGCCUCUGAGGGUGUCCUGAGGAUCCACCUGAAGGAGGCCAAGGCUCUCAUAGCUAAAGAUAGCUUCAUGGGUGGCAUGGUGAAGGGCAAAAGUGAUCCCUAUGUAAAGAUCCGCGUGGGAGGGAUGACCUUCAAGAGCCGCGUCAUAAAGGAGAACCUCAACCCGGUGUGGAAUGAACUUUACGAGGUGAUUCUCACAGCACUCCCAGGCCAAGAGGUGCAGUUCGAUUUGUUCGACAAAGACGUGGAUCAGGACGACUUCCUCGGGAGGUUUAAGCUGAGUCUGAGUGACCUGAUUAGCUCCCAGUUUAUUGAUCAGUGGUACGACUUGAAUGACGUGAAAUCAGGACGGGUUCAUCUGACGUUGGAAUGGGUGCCGAGAGUUUCCGACUCGACCAGACUUGACCAGAUCUUGCACUACCAGUCUCAGCAGUUGUACGUGAAUAAAACCGUGCCGGCGGCAGCCAUCCUCUUCACGUAUGUAGAGCGAGCCCAUGGUCUGCCUUUAAAGAAGAAUGGACAUGAGCCAGUAGUGGGAGCUGAGCUGGUUCUCAAGAAUGUUUCCUCCAAGAGUAAACUUGCUGAGCGUUCUAUAUCUCCACACUGGGAUGAAGCGUUCUGCUUUCUGGUCCACGAUCCCAGAGAGGAAAUCCUUACCGUCAGAUUGUCUCACAGCUGGGGCCAGCCUCUGGGUGCAGUGGUGCUGCCUGUAAAAGACCUACUGAAGGAGCCCGGCUUGGUUCUGGAUCGGUGGCUUCCUCUGGAUGGAGCCCUGCCUGAAAGUGAGAUAUUGUUAAGGGCAGAGCUCAAGCUGCUUCACUCUAAGUUGGUAGAAGGUGACGGUGCUACUAGUGGCAUUGAAGAGGUGGACCACAGCAUCGCCAGUGCAGAGACAGAAGUCGCAGCCAAUCACGAGCUCAGACACAGGACAGCUCCCGCCCGUGGAGGCGGAGAUGCUGGAGCUAGUGGGCGGGGUCAGGUGAAACUCUCUAUUGUUUACUUGACUGAGGAGAGCAGACUGGCCAUCACUGUCUAUGGCUGCAGAAAGUUGCCGCCAUGCUCCAAGGAUGGCUCAGAUCCCUAUGUGUCCUUCAUCCUCCUGCCUGACAAGAACAGAAGCACCAAAAGAAAGACCAGUGUCAAAAAGCGAGACCUCAAUCCUGUGUUCAACGAGAGGUUUGAUUUCAACCUUUCCCUGGAGGAGGCCACGCAGAGACACCUUGACCUGUCCGUCAAAAAUAACGGUUCUUUCAUGAGCCGUGAGAAAGAGACCAUUGGCAGGCUGCAGUUAGAUCUGAAUCAGAUUGACCUGAGGGCGGAGGUGGCACAGUGGUACGAUUUAACAGAUGAGACCAAUUAACGUGGCCUUUGUAUGCUUACGUACGGCCUUUGUAUGCCUUCGCACUUGUAUGUCUGCAUCUGCAUGCUGAUAAUGUCACCUGUAUAGCACAGUGCAGUGGGUAGAAGAUGUGUCUAUGUAAUGUUAUGCGAUAUACGCUCUGUACUUGCUAUCAUUUCCAGCAAUACCAAAUGCAUUUUGGACGGGUUGUAACUGUCAGUGCACGCCAGCUGAAUAUGUGCCAAAGGGUAGAAAACAGUUCGAGUAUGAACAGUUUGAGUCUUGAUGGGAAUUAAAAACACUGAAUUAAAUGGACUGAAGCACUGUUCCUCUAUGGUGAUCUUAAAUAUAGUGUUUCCUUGAUACGUUUUAUUAUUUUAACAUCAAAGACACAUUCCUGCAUGUUUUUCAUAUUUUAGCUUAUUACAUAGCAGGUUGCUUGAGAUUUAAAAGAAAAAAGAAAAAAAAACGACCUGCAUUUCAAACUUAAAAGAUGUAUAAAAGCUUUAUUCCUUUAAGAAAACGGGUAAAAGUGUAGUUAUUUAAAGAACCGUCAUAGAACAGUAAGGGUCGCGUUACGGUUUCUUUAUAUUCUGGUGAAGUGUGCGUCUUUUAAAUGAAUAUUAAUACCCCUCAGAAACGUCACUCAAGGGUGUGUCCUCAAGGGUACCUCUUUUGUACCUUUUUUAAUAUGCAUCUUUCACAUGGAAAUGUGGUUGUGGUGUACCUUUUUAAAAAUAAUUUCCGGUACAUAGAUUGGUUAUUGGCGUUUUUAAAGGUGCACUACAUGCAUCAUUUCUAGGUAAACGAUACACACUGAAGGUAUACAGGGGAUAUAAAACUGGCCGGACAGAACCUUUUCUGCUUUUAUUGUUAAAUUUCAACCUAUAAAUUAAAGUGAAAAUCAAUACGAAUCAUUUUAUGGAAUUAUUUUAAAAUUU
Messenger RNA from Ictalurus punctatus (channel catfish), 4343 nucleotides. RefSeq names its product extended synaptotagmin-like protein 1a (gene esyt1a). Gene Ontology annotation, molecular function: lipid binding. The transcript is spliced from 31 exons. The coding region runs from base 190 to 3423 and encodes 1077 amino acids. The record is from RefSeq and is a predicted model, not a curated record. Gene Ontology annotation, biological process: lipid transport. Lineage: Eukaryota; Metazoa; Chordata; Actinopteri; Siluriformes; Ictaluridae.